GUGGACACACCCACACACGAGUGAAGCUGCGGUUUUGUUUGUGUUGCACUUUGCGUAGGUUUCCUUUUCUUGGGCCAACAUGGAAGAGCCUAAGCAAACUCUGUACAUUAAAGGUUUGCCGGAUAAACCUUCCGCGACGGAAGUGAAAAGGGCGCUUUACCUCUACUGCACCCAGUUUGGACCCGUUAAGGCGGUGCUCUACGACAAGUCGAAGGACUUCCACGGCCAGGCGUUCGUCGUGUUCACGGAUGUCGGCACGGCAACCACGGCCCGUCGCUCGCUGCACGACCGGCUAUUUUAUGGUCGUCAAAUCCAAGCAUUUUACGCCCACCGCCAGGCGUUUUGUGUCGAUCCGGGAGAGCGUCGCCGCCGCGACGUUGCGCGAGAGAAGAAGCGGCUGCACGGACUGAAGAAAGAGUAG
Messenger RNA from Leptomonas pyrrhocoris, 421 nucleotides. RefSeq lists its product as hypothetical. The record is from RefSeq and is a predicted model, not a curated record. The coding region runs from base 80 to 421 and encodes 113 amino acids. Lineage: Eukaryota; Euglenozoa; Kinetoplastea; Trypanosomatida; Trypanosomatidae. Gene Ontology annotation, molecular function: RNA binding. The transcript has a single exon.